AAAAGCUGAAUCUUGAGAGAGCUCUAUAUCAGAGGGACAAUCAUCUUGAUCUUGCUCUUUGAGUGAAUCCAUCGGAAUGCACAUUUUGUGUGUAUGAUGGUGCUGCGUGGAAACGAAUAGAGUGGGCUUUGCCUUUGCGUGUCUCCCAUGCAUGAACACACAUUUCAAGUACACGCUGCAAUUUAUUGCAGUGCAGUACAGUGCAUGCAGUAUCAAGCCGGCCAAGACACCUGACGAGAGACGAUUUUGGAAUCAUCAGGUCUUGUGCUCCCUUAUAGGCUUUCUUAUCACGCCUGAACUCACUCAUCUUCUAACAUGGCUAAACCCAAAGUAAAAGCGGGCAAAAGUAAUGCUGUGGACAAACUGACUCGCCGUCCUCCAAAGAACGUACUUAGAAUCAAGAUGGGCUCAACGGACAAGCGCAAGGUACGCAGCGGCAAGCUUAAGAAGGUACUCAAGUCAUUGGAAGACCCUGAUUUUAUCUUGGAACCUGAAAUGGAUGCGAUUGUAGAUGAGGAAUUGGAGCUGUCUGAAGACCUUCUAAAUCAAAUUGAAGAGAUUGAGAUGGAUGAUGAAGAUGAAAGCGGUGUGAAAGAUUCAGGAAGAGGUUUUGAGAAGCUUUCUACUUCCAAGAAGCUGCAGACCAUGAAGCGAAAUCCCAAGACUGGGCAAUAUGAAUGUCCAUAUUGCGUUUUUUGCUCUCCUUACUACAGUGCGGUGGCCAGUCACACCCUGAUCCACACAGGUGAGAAACCAUUUCGCUGUAAGAUCUGCGGAUACCGCGCUCGUCAACGAGGUCAUGUAGUGGUUCAUAUGCAGAUGCAUGAGGAGCAGAAGCCAUACAAGUGUGUUAAAUGUGACUACUCCACUACCCAGCCAUCUCACCUUAGAGUGCACAUGAGGGUUCAUGCUGAUGAAGAAGAGAAGAAUGAAGGGGAUGGUAACUACAUUUCAGAACAGCUGGCUUCGUUGAAAGAACAAAUGAAGAGCGAGGAAGAGAAAAUGCAGUUGUUUUCUUGUAAUCAAUGCGAGUAUGUUACCAAGCGCAAGCACAAUCUCAUCCAGCACCUUGCGGUCCACACAGGAGCAAAACCCUACAAGUGUGAUCUGUGUGACUACUCUUCCAGCCAGAAAGGUCACUUGAAUGUUCAUAUUCGCACCCAUACUAAGGAGAAGCCCUUCAAAUGUCCCAAGUGUCCAUUUGCAUCAACAGUACCAAAGUCUCUGCGUGAACAUCUCCAGAUGCACUAUGGGCAACGCCCUCUGAAGUGUCCUUACUGUUCUUUCUCUUCCAGCCAGGCUUUCUCCAUCAAGCGUCAUAUUGCCUUGCACGAGGAGGUAAAAUCCUUUUCUUGCAAGUUCUGCAGCUACAAGACCACCGUUGAAGAGGAUUUCAAUCACCAUAGGUCUAUUCAUACCCAGCAAGCCUCGUACAAGUGCACAUAUUGUCCUUACGAGACACCUUUCAAGCAUAUCUUUGAUACCCACAUCCUGACCCAUACUGAAGCUCUAGGCAUUACUACUGAAAAUCGUGUUCCCAAAGGAAAUAUUCCAUCAAUGCGGUCCAGACAGGGCAGGAAGAAUCGCCUUCGCAACACUAAAAAGAAUGAAGUUCAUGAUGAACCGGAAUCUGAUAGGAAACUACAUGUAGAGAAUGGAAGCCUGUUUAUCCAUCCACCAACCCCCUCACCUUUGAAAGAGCCCAAAGCCAGUCCUGUUCCUGGAUUGGAGCCUGAGGACCUGAUGGUUGAUGUGCAUGAGGAUGCCUACAAGGAUGAUGAUGAGGUGGACUAUGACCACAUGGAAUUUGCCAAAAAUCCCAAGGCUAUCCGAAAGCAGAAUUCUCCAACGCCUGCUGAUGCGACUCGCACUGUAUCCACUGCCAUGCAGACAAUGCCAGAACCUGUGACUGAUGAGCUACCACCGACACCUACUCUCUCUGACAAGAGUGCUCCUUCUCUUCCCGACAUUGCUACUCCUUCCGCUAAUGAUGGUGCAUCUCAGCAGGAUAUCAAUGAUGCUGAGGUUGAACUGUCCUUGGUCAAUAUGGAAGCUAUGGAAGAAGAAAUCGUGGUUGAGAAUCCCAUGAGUAAGCUCUUUACCUGUGAGUAUUGUGAUAAAGAAUUGAUCGGUCAAGAAGACUGGCGGCGGCAUGUGUCUCGUCACUUCAUGGAAUGGCCAGAAAUCAACUGAUAGUUAUCUGCAAGUGCAUGAUAGAUUUCUAUUCCAACUACAUGUACGUGUACAUGUUAGUUACCUUUUUGAAAAAAAAGUCUUAUUUUUGUAUGCGCUAUUUUCCAUAGUUACAUUUUUUUUCUUCCUUGGGGGAGGGGGAUGUUCAGGGGAUAUUAAGGAAAAAAGACAUAAUUUGCAUCAGGCUACGGCUAUUAUUGUAAAGUGGCAUCAGCGUGUAUACAUGUAUUUUUAUCAGCUCAUUCAAUGUCAAGGAAAUAAGGAAAAUAAGAUGUUUUUUUAAAGGGUUGACAAAAUAAUUCUAAGUUAUUGAACUUAUGAGAUGAAUUCAAGAGUGUUUUUGAUUUUGGCAAAUUUUAUGUGAAAUACACUGUACAUGUAUGUGAUUGAUGGAUGAAAGAAGAGCACAUACAUGUAAGAUUAGGAUAGAAAGGGUUAACCCCCCCCCCUAAUUUGCAAAGGGAUUAAGGAAGGGCAUGCUCUUGUGAUGAAUUUGCUAUUGUGUUUAAGCCAUGUUCCUCAUUGAUAUUCAUAAUAUAAAAUUAAAGUAAACUGUUGGAUUGCUUCAGUUUCGAAUUGAUAAACAACGAUGCAGAACUUUUCAUGAUUGUGUAAAGAGCAAUAUAUUUUUAUUUUACAUUUAUUUUUUUAACAAGCAUUUCGUACAUGUAGAUAUCUAAGGUAAUCAUGUGAGAACAUAAAUAUUUUCAAAGUCUUCCUGUUUUUAGACAAGACAUUGUGCCUUCUGAUCAUGCUGGUAAUUUCAAUUUAUUUUCUGUCCAGAAAAUAUACCUUGAACUUUUCUUUAAUAAUUGAAACCAUGGUGCUUUUGACAUUUACAUGUACAUGUGAUGAUGUGUUCUAUAAGGUAAGAGAUAAUUUGAUUAACCAUAAAACCGUGUGGACUCAUUUCAUUUUAUUUUUGUGAUGUUCAAAAGACUGGAAAUUGGAUUUGAGUUGCUACAUUAUGUUAACCAUGAUUUUAUAUUGUGUUGUGUUGACCUUGUACUUUAUGUAACUUGUGAUAUAAACAUUUUCUUUUCUACUUGAUUUAGUAUGUUGAGUUUAUAUGAAUUCCAUUUUACUUUACAUGAUGCAUCGUGUUGUAUACUGUGUAAAUAUAGUUACUGUUUUAAUAUGAAAUCAUGGUAGA
This is a messenger RNA of Lytechinus variegatus (green sea urchin), 3346 nucleotides long. Its product is annotated as zinc finger protein 271-like. Lineage: Eukaryota; Metazoa; Echinodermata; Echinoidea; Temnopleuroida; Toxopneustidae. The record is from RefSeq and is a predicted model, not a curated record. Bases 316 to 2193 code for a protein of 625 amino acids. The transcript has 3 exons.